CGCUCCUUCGCGGGUCUUAGUCUUGCGCCAUCUUUACAGUUGUUCGCUCAGCUGAGCCGGGCAGUCGGGGUGCCUCAGACCUCUCAGCGGCUGGAGGCGGAGGUGGACGGGGGGCGCCAUGAGGAACUGGCAACCUGACAGUGCGGAGAACUCCUUAAAUCAACUCCCCGGUCAAAAUCUUGAAACCGGAAAGCCGAAGAGAAGCUACAAGAAGAGGCCAGUCACCUAUAGUCGCUGGAGAUGGUCCCAGCGGAUCAGAGCAAGAAAACACAAGGCACCAGUAAAAGGGCUGGUGUCCUUUGAGGAUGUGUCUGUGGACUUCACCUGGGAUGAAUGGCAGGACCUGGAUGACACACAGAGGAAGCUCUACAGGGACGUGAUGCUGGAGACCUACAGCAGCCUGGAGUCCUUGGGCCACUGCAUUACCAAACCUGAGGUGAUUUUUAAGUUGGAGCAAGGAACUGGGCCAUGGAGAGUAGAAGACGUUCCAAAGCAGAGCUGGCCAGAUGUCCAGAAAGUAACAGAACUGAAAGAAACCAGCCAGGACAAUGAAGAGAGACAUUUGUGGCACCUUGUAAUUACUGACAGCAACACAUCAACCGAGGAGAAAGUUAAAUUAGGAAAAAUUCUUAAUGUGAGCUCAGACUGUGUUUCAAAUCUGACUGUCACGAAUGGAAACCCCUCAGGAAUGAGGCCUGAGGCACUUCCUAAGUGGCAGAGCAUACCUCCCCCUAACGAGCUGAAUGGCAUGCGGACUGGAGAGGAACUUGACUGCUCUCUAACAAGCAAGCCCCCCGUACACGCAGAGCAUCAUGGGUUGUAUAACAGAGCUCCAGGUACUCGGCAGCAUUUUCAGUGUUGUAGGCGAGAAGUGACCUGCAACACAAAGGCAUUAUGGACAAAUAAGCGAUUUCACGUUGCACAUGGGUCCUGUAAGUUUGGUGAGUCUGAGAAAACUCCUGAUGAGGUUGCUCUUAAAGCUCAAGAGAUGAGUUGGGUACGGGAAGAAACUUUUGAAUGUAGUAAUUGUAAGAAAACAUUCUGUACAAAGUUUAAGCUCACUAAACACAAGAAAAUACACAAAGGACAGAAAUAUUACACGUGUAGGGAUUGUGAGAAAACCUUCAGUAAGAAAUCAUACCACAAAACCCAGAGGGUACAUGCAGGAGUCAGGUCCCAUCGAGGUAAACAAUGUGAGAAAUGCUUUCAUCAGAAAACCCAGCAAAACAUGCACCAGAGAGUCCCCAGAGGAGCCAAACUCUGUGGAAUUUAUCAGUCUGAAAAAAGCUUUAGUGAGAAGCCAAAUUUCAGGUGCUAUCAGACGACCCGUGGAGGUUAUAAACCCUACGGAUGUAAUAUGUGUGGGAAGUCAUUUUACCUGAAGUCACACCUCAGCAGGCACCAGAGAAUUCACACAGGUGAGAAACCCUAUGAUUGUAAAGAGUGUAAGAAAACUUUCUAUCAUAAGUCCUCCCUCACGAAACAUCAGAGAACUCACACAGGUGAGAAGCCUUAUGAGUGUAAAAAAUGCAGGAAAACUUUCUACCGUAAGUCAGACCUGAAUGUCCAUCAUAGAACUCACACAGGUGAGAAACCGUAUGAGUGUGAUGAAUGUAGGAAAACCUUCUACUCUAAGUCUCAUCUCGCUUUACAUCAGAAAAUUCACACAGGCGACAAGCCAUAUAAAUGUGAAGAAUGUCAGAAAACCUUCAAUCGUAAGUCAAACCUUACUGUGCAUCAGAAAACACACACAGGGGAGAAACCUUACAAAUGCAAUGUAUGUGGGAAAACGUUUCACCGUCGGUCACACCUCAUCAUGCACCAGGGAACUCACACUGGCAAGAAACCUUAUGAAUGUAAAGAGUGUGGGAAAGCUUUCUACCAGAAGUCGAGCCUCAGCAGGCAUCAGAGAAACCACACAGGAAGCAGACCAUAUGCAUGUGAAGAAUGUAGGAAGACCUUCCUCCAUAAGUCCUCCCUCACUGUCCAUCAGAGAAGCCACACAGGCUACAAACCAUUCUCGUGUGAGGUGUGCAGGAAAACGUUUUAUAGUAAGUCACAUCUCACCGUUCAUCAGAGAACCCACACAGGUGAGAAGCCCUAUGAGUGUAAGUUGUGCAAGAAGGCUUUUCACCAGAAGUCAUACCUUAACAGGCAUCAGGUAACUCAUGAAAGUGAGAAACAGUUUGAAUGUCUAGAAUGUAGGAAAAUGUUUUAUCAUAAGUCGUCCCUCACUGUACAUCAGAGAAUCCACCUGAGGGAGCGCCUGUGAAACUAACGUAGGAAGCUCUGUUAGCAGAAACCACCAGCAGGCAUCAGGCAAGGCACAUGUGGGGCAUUUCCUAUAAAUGUGACAGUGUGGACAAUGUUUUUGCAAGAAGGGACACCUUUGCAGGUGCUAAAUUUAUACAGAAAUUUUGUGUGGCAAAGUUGGCUGUCUUCUCUGGAACACAGUUUCCAUUAUGUGAUCUGCGUGACCAUGUAAUAGCCGUGUGUGUGUGUGAGAUGAUCACUACUUUCAGCCAGGCCCACAGAAAUACAUUUUUUUUCUUCCUCCCUAAGUUCUGAUGAGCUCUGGUUCUGAGAUGAACAGGACCUGCAAGAUAGUCUUGACAUCCAUUAUCAGAAAGUCCCUAGUUUAAGAGAAAUAAAAUUGAAUGGAGAUAGCUCGUUUUUAUCCCCAAAUAUUUUUUUUUCAGUUUGAGGAAUACUUUCUCAAGCCAUUGUGCAUGGUGCUUUUGUAUGAGUGCAUUAACUCACUUGAUAUAAUUAAGAGAACUUACAUGCUCUAUAAUAUUUCAGAGUUUGUACACAAGGGAAACUUGUGCAAAUUGAGAAAGUUUAUCAGAGACGUUUCAUUGAACAGUUUGAAUAAAUCAAGUAUGAAUAAAUUAACAGGUGAAACUUUGAACAAAACUUCCAUGUCAGAAGCUUUGUAAUGAAGGAAAACUAUCAAUCUUUGUAAUUUUAAUAUUAACUUUCAAAAGGAGUUACACCAGUGCCAAUAAAUAUGUGAGUGAUAUUACUGUCGGUCAGA
Molecule: messenger RNA, 3037 nt
Organism: Apodemus sylvaticus (European woodmouse)
Lineage: Eukaryota; Metazoa; Chordata; Mammalia; Rodentia; Muridae
Product: zinc finger protein 39-like
Exons: 5
Coding region: 119-2272 (717 amino acids)
Biological process (GO): regulation of transcription by RNA polymerase II
Molecular function (GO): RNA polymerase II cis-regulatory region sequence-specific DNA binding; DNA-binding transcription factor activity, RNA polymerase II-specific
Source: RefSeq, a predicted model, not a curated record